Molecule: messenger RNA, 5605 nt
Organism: Rhopilema esculentum
Lineage: Eukaryota; Metazoa; Cnidaria; Scyphozoa; Rhizostomeae; Rhizostomatidae
Source: RefSeq, a predicted model, not a curated record
UUCCACCAAAGCCUUUUGAGAUUUCUCUCGAUUUCUUUGGUUUGCCCCUUGGUUAUAGACAACCUCUCCGCCACCCCCUCCCCUCCUCCAAUUAUGAAUUUCGUACCGUCAUCAAUCAACAGCAUCAGCGUAAUGUUGAUUAUUAUCAACAUGCUCAUAAACAUCAUCAUCAUAACCAUAACAGUCGUCAGUUGUGUAGUACGCUCCAUCAACAUCAUCAUCAACUCCCGUAUUUUGUACGAAAUUGUGAGCAUGCACCCUUAGAUAGGUAACGUUGCCAAAAAAAUCAUUUAAAGUAGCAAUUUCUGUCGAAAUUGUUAAACCUAGCAAUUCUCUGUUCCGGGUUGAUGUGAUCGAUCUUGCAUCUCGCAAUCUACAGACCUUUUUAAAAAAUGGACUUCAGAUUUGAAACCGUCAUCUUGGAAAACGUCGAUUUAUUCUUAUUCUUAUUUGCAAGUCCUCCAAUGAAAUGAAACAAGGCAAGUUCUAUCUAGCCUGACGAGAACUGGGGGACUUAUCCUUCCAAGUCCCCCCCCCCCUGCAGAUCGAUUGUUUUAACAUAUUAGUUGAGGAGGAUUGAGUUUUAAACCAGGGGUAAAUGUGCUACGUAUUACAUUUUUACCCUGUUAGCGAAAUUUGAGUGGCCCACUUAUCGCAAAAAACUUUGCAUCCGAGGUUCUUUACUUUAGCCAAUAUGUAUGCACUGAAAACUCUAUUGUGGUGACAAUGACCCCCUGGCGUUUCUUCUUUGUGAAAAAUCAUCAGCAUCAGCUUGUAUCUCUUCCCCUCCUUGGAGCUGAAUAAACAUCAACCGAGCAAAAUAGAAACAUUCAAUCACGGAACUCAGCUCAGGUUUUUCUGACGGGGAAUAGUGUUGGAGACAAACUGUUAGUUGUUUGCGAUAUCUGGCUACAGUUAGAUGUGGGAGAUCUGCUAUGAAUCAAUUGUAGAAGUGUCGUAAGCCACCAGGAGGCUGUUUAUUCUAGACCAAAACAAAAGACCGCCCUCCAUGAUAUACUUGUGAACCUAAAUGUGCUUUGGAAUUCUUUUCUUUGCCACGAGCGCCAUGAGAAGAUUGCAUCGGUUUAUGCCGGUCUUCAUCGUCCUGGGAAUCGCCAUAUUCCUUGUGCUGAACGUAAUUAUAACGAUUAACAUUUAUGAUAAACGAAGCAAGAGUCAAAGAUUGGGGAAAAGAUAUCUAGAAUCAUCUAUGAACGGAGGAGUUGACGGCUUUGAUGUGAUGUUUGGUGACAAACCGUGUGGUGUGCCAUGUGGUAAAGCGAAGGAUUCAAAACUGUCUAGUGAUCGAGCUUCAGUGAAGACCAACAGCGGUGAAAAUUCGUUCUCUCCAGUAAUUGUGAACGAUAUAGAUGAUUCAAAUAAUGAAUCUCCCUCGCAUACAACAAUCUCAACGGUAGGUAAACAAUUGGACCGAGCGGAAGUUCGAUAUAAAUUCACAGAGUUGGUUUCAAACGACGACUGCCCCGUAUAUCAGUUGAAUAAUAAAUACUUGCGGCAUGGAAGCCAACAGAAAGUUUCUUGCAAGCCACAUAGGCCUUCGUCAGAGGCUUGUGUUUUUGCUGAAAAGCAAUAUCCUUUUGACCCGAGCUUACUUAAAUGCAAAAACUCACAGACUGUUGAGUUUUGCAAAUUCAAACGAAGUGGGGGGAUAUCUUGCAUUUUUCCAACGAUGUGCAAAUCGAUUGAAGUUCAUGGCGUGGAUUUAGGGACUGGAAAAAUCAGGAUUAGAGGUGCCUUUUCAAGUAGAAAGAGGCUUGAGAAAGGAUUAUUGAAAAUUCUUCACACCACUGCUGAGAGCGGGUUAAACUUUCUGUUUAUCUCUUGUGUUCCUCACAACGGGACGGUUGAUUCCCCUCAACAGUUGUUUACGUGGUUCACCCCUAUUACCCAAAAGCAUCUGAAGCGCCCAGCGAUUAAUAUGAAUAUCGUUUUGUUAGAUUCGGUAUCUCGAUCCCAUUUUUAUCGCUCGCUUCCCAAACUGAUAGACGAGUUUAAAAGAAUAAAUUCCGAUAAAGACUCUGGUGGUGAAGUACUUGACUUCAUCUCUUUCCAAUCGUUACACGGUCACAGCGCAGAAAACGCACACGCCUUAUUUUCUGGAUCGGUUUUUCCAAACAACAUUACGAAUUAUCAACGAGAGAGAGCCCCAAUCGGCAUCGAUGUUCUCUAUAAGCAAUUCAAAGAUGCUGGUUACGUCACGAUGUACCAGGACGAUCUAUGUUGGUCGGGCAUCUGGGGUUUGCGAAUGGAGCUUGGUCUGCCCAAGACGUGGAAGGGAUUUUGGAGAAAAGUUAAAGAUUCAUUCAUUGACAAUACUGGCCUUUCUGUCGCAAGCUGCAAUAUCUUAAAAAGCCUUGGACUUGAAAACCCUUUCGGUAAAACGGAAGGCAAUCAAAUUUGCUUCAAUGGUCAGUUCCAGCACGAUUUCUGGUUACGUUACGCUGAGAUGUGGCACAAGUACGCACGUGGCGCCACUAUCAGCUACACUGCUCUCAACGUGGCUCACGACUCUCGUGGCAUUAGGACGCAAACCCUGAAUUUGGGGCUUGUUUCUCACGUCCAGGAAAUGUUGCAAUCGGAUAAGACUAUAACUGUGUUCUUAGCUGAUCAUGGUAAUACAUACACAUCGUAUGUAAGAAAGAUCCUCGAGGGACGAUAUGAAAUGUAUCACCCUUCCUUGUUUAUGCUGAUACCUGAUGGAGUGAAGGAUAUACUCGGUGAAGAGAUUAUGGACACCCUAAGGGGAAACCAAAACCGUUUAGUUACCAUGUUGGAUUUGAAUGCUGGGUUUCGAUGGAUUGCAGAAUUGGCAGCAAACCUAAAGUGGUCGGAAAAUCGGGGAAUAUUCGGAGAGAUUCCUCCGGAAAGAACGUGCAAUGAUUUGCCUCUUAAGCUGCCAAAUUUUUGCGUUUGUGAGGGCUGGGAUAAUGUUGUUAGUAAUGAUAGCACCCAAAUGGCGGUCCUAGAAUUUGGCGUGGGCUACCUGAAUUCAGAGAUUGAUCGUCAGUGGCGCCAACACAGAGAUUCAAUCUUAGAAACAAGCUUUGACGCCGAGGAUAACAUUCCUAUCGCGCGGAAAUGUCAUCAUUUAGUGCCAAUCCGCUUCGAAAACGUCCACGAGAGAAACUCGGGGGAAACACUUAUAACUAGCUUUGAUUUCGUUGUUGCUGCUGGCGAAGGCGUCGAUCAUAAAGAGGAUACAUUUCAUGUGGAAACGCAAUCAAACAUUAGACCUGGCGUUACUGAAAACUAUUUAAAGAUGCUCAGCUUUGAUAGAAUAUCACCGUAUGGUCCUUACGAAGCAUGUGGUGACAAAGGAAUACGACCAUUACUUUGUGUAUGCUCCAUGAAAAGCCGGGUGGCAAAAAAUGGAUUAUCAUACAUCGGACAGAAGUCAAUUUCAAACCUUUGGCAGUACAUGCCGAAUCUUUCUGGAAUACCUUCCAAGAAAACAUUAUUUAAUAAGAAAAAAGACAACUGUAUAUACAUAAUUUCAAGAGAUUAUUAUGUAGUUUCCAGCAAGGGGAAAAUAGACGAAACAAGCAUUGGCGGAGCUAUUCUUGAGGCCUUGAACAUUUGCCCGAAUCAAUCUUUUCUUGUCCGGAUUCAGCUACAUCCAACCUUCAUGAAAGUAUCCGGUAAACGGUUAUUUAGUGCAAUUGUCCAUGAAAAUUCAUUAAAGAUGUUAACUGUAUUGGCAACCGAGAACUUUUCAUGGAGAACUAGUUACAGAUUUGACUAUGAAGUCUUGCAAUUUUGAUCAUUCGAUGCUUAGUGUUGUCUUAAAGGCACUACGUCCCGACGCAUUUUGAUGGCAAUUUAAAUUCCCAUUGGAAGGACUACACAAUAUGCCUAUUGUUGUGUAUCCAAUCGGCUGACGGGACACAGUGCCUAACUCUGGACGGUCGACUGACGGGACAUAGUGCCUUUAACUAAUAUUUAGAGUAUCAAAAUUUAAUAACUUACCACAAUUGCAAUCACAACGUCACAAAAGAUUCAAGGGAUCGUUAAAUGUUGCUCAGUGAGUUUUUUAGUUAGGUUAAAUGUCAAUCGACUUGAAUCAAAGUCAAUAAAGCCCCUGAACUGGGAGGAAGCUAUAGGGGGGUGUUCGGGCGUUUGACACCCCCAUUGAAAAAGAUUCAGUUUCAAAACCCCAAAAGGUGUGCUUAGUCGGCGAACAUUUUGAUGUUGUUGGCAAUUAAGGAUGGCUUACCUUCUUUUUGGCAAAUGGCACCUUGAUACCCCUGGUUUGCACAAUAUCUUGGGAUGGUCCUUGAAGUACUGGAAAGGUUUACACAACCACAAUAAACAUGCAUUCUAAAGUAUUUCUCUUCCUUGUUGGAUAAUGAUCAAACAUUGGGUAGUGAUCAAACGAUAAGCUCGUUUAAUUAGUUCAUUGGCUAUUUUCGUUAUCUUGUGCCUUUGCUCAUUGCCCGAUGAUGGAAUUUCUGAGGAAUUUCGUACAAAAUGUGUUUUAGUAAGGUAUAUUUCUGCUUUUCCAUGCUUCUUUGCAGUGGAGCAAUGCUACGAACAAAACCUGCACCAACUUUCGGAAGAAGUUUCAAAAUAAUUCUUUAUUGGCCACUGCUUGUACAUUUUGAUAACACUACAAUUUUUAAGCAGCUGAUAAAGGCUCUUCAGUACUGUCCCAUCUGUCUUGGAAUCAGAAAAAGGAGAAUUUUUUUGGCAAAAUAACGUAAUCAAAAGGUGCUCAGAUUUCCAGCCUUUCAAUUGAUUAGUUGAUGAAAAAGAUUGUUCGCUAGAUAUGAACGCAUUAAAGUUAAUUUAUACUCACAAUUCAAGUUCUUUCAUCAAAUGAAUAAAUUAAAAACUUGAUAUUGUUAGCAUUUAUGUUGAGGUACUCUUCUCAUGAGGUGAAUGAAGAGAUUCGAAUUGUAUAAAUUAUAUGCACUAAAGAUUGAGCUAGCGUUUGAUAUCUUGUUAAUGAGAUCUUAGUUACCGCUUUUUUUUAAUGUCCUUCAACUAGUUUGUUUGAUUUGACAAUUUUUGACAGUUUUCAGUAAAGUUAAUAAUAACAUAUUUCGUAUUCGAAGCCACAAAGAGGCUAAGGAAAAUCCAUAGCAGAUAUUGUGUUUGAAUUCGCUGUGGGAAAUAUUGCGCCUAUGCCCACUCUGAAAUGUUUUGCGUUGGUGCCCACUGUGAGUAGAAGUGUACAUUUUGAUACUAGAUUCACUUCCAGUGCCCAGCCUUUUCCAAAACCCACUGCCAAACUCACGAACUCUGGCCCAUGACUCAUCCUCUUCUCGCUUUUCAGCAUUGGCGGACACCUGGAAAGGGGGCGAGGGGGUUAUAACCUGUGUUUUUCAAACCAAAACCAACAAAACUUGAUCUUACCUCUCACUCUCUUUCCCUCUACAACCCCCCCCCCUUCCCCCUUCUCUUUAUAAGUCUUUACUAUAGGAUUUUUCUUAGGCCUCUCUCUAACAUCACUGACAAAAAAAUGUGCCCUCUUUCUGUAAUAUCGCACUGGUAACCAUUAUGGGAACCAAUUACAUAUAUAACGUUAACCAGUCACUCUGAACACUUGAUUCCAAGAUUUUUUUAUGAAAUUUGUUAUCAAUAA